This is a messenger RNA of Diuraphis noxia (Russian wheat aphid), 441 nucleotides long. RefSeq lists its product as uncharacterized. Lineage: Eukaryota; Metazoa; Arthropoda; Insecta; Hemiptera; Aphididae. The record is from RefSeq and is a predicted model, not a curated record.
AACAAAAAAGGAAAUCAAAGAUUGGUGUUUAUGCAAGAAAUGUAUAACUAUGACAACUGAUAAAGAAUGUGUUUGUUGUUUCGAAUUUGACAAUUUGAUUAAAUUGCAUGGUAAAAAAAAUUGUAUAACUAACAUUCCAUCUUUUCGAAAAGUUAUUAUGGACGAGGAAAUUCUCAACAUCACCAGGCAUCAAAUGAUUAUUAAAGCUCGUAACAGUAACAAGAAAAAAAUGCUUUCAAGUCCAUGUCCCCAGAAUAAAACUUGGAGAUUUAUAUGUUAUAAACAAUUUAUUCACUGGAUAAACUCAUGGUCUGCAAUAGGCAAAGGUAAUCGAAUAUGUAUUCCAGCAUGUGUAGUGAAAGCGAUUMGAAAAAAAUAUCCAGAAAAUAAUGGAAAUUACGUUGGCUUCAAAGAAAACAACAAACUCCCAGAGUAACAUCA